Molecule: messenger RNA, 921 nt
Organism: Dracunculus medinensis (Guinea worm)
Lineage: Eukaryota; Metazoa; Nematoda; Chromadorea; Rhabditida; Dracunculidae
Source: the annotation of a GenBank genome assembly
AUGACUGCUCAUAUCCGUGGGGAAGAUGGAGCGAAAGAAAUGCAUUAUUUAUUUUACGAUGGAGAAUCGGUAUCUGGUAAUGUAACUAUUUCAACGAAAAAGAAACUUGAACAUCAAGGAGUACGCAUUGAAUUUAUCGGUCAAAUAGAAGUAUAUUAUGACAGAGGAAAUCAGUAUGAUUUUAUAGCGAUUGUUAAGGAAUUGGCACGUCCUGGAGAGAUUAUCAAUUCUGCUAAUUUUCAUUUUGAUUUUCAGCAGGUUGAAAAGCCUUAUGAAUCAUACGUGGGCACCAAUGUGAAACUAAGAUAUUUUUUACGAUUAGUUGUUGUGCGAAGGUUAACGGAUAUAAUUCGCGAAAUGGACUUAAUUGUGCAUACAUUGUCAUCAUAUCCUGAUACUAAUAGUAGUAUUAAAAUGGAAGUUGGUAUUGAAGAUUGUCUCCACAUCGAAUUUGAAUAUAAUCGCUCAAAGUAUCAUUUAAAGGAUGUCAUUGUCGGAAAAAUUUAUUUUCUUCUUGUUCGAAUAAAAAUAAAAUAUAUGGAAAUUGCAAUAAUAAAAAGAGAAACUGUUGGGCUUGCACCAAACAUAUUCAAUGAAAAUGAAACAUUAACAAAAUUUGAAAUAAUGGAUGGCGCUCCUGUACGAGGUGAAUCGAUUCCAAUCCGAUUGUUUUUGGCUGGUUAUGAAUUAACUCCGACGAUGCGGGAUAUUUGUAAAAAAUUUUCUGUUCGCUAUUAUCUUAAUCUGGUCCUAGUUGAUGAAGAAGAUCGUCGUUAUUUCAAACAACAGGAAAUAAUAUUAUGGCGAAAAGCAGAUCGCAUCAAUAGACGAAUUGUAUUGGAUGAGGAAAUGAUCAAGAGUAAUGAAGUGGUAACAACGGAUACUUUUGGUAAAGUCACUGAUGCAAGAAUAAUUGAAUGA